CAYCCAGUAAAUCAUGUCGUCCAGGAUACGAGAGCUCUGUAAAGAUUUCUGCGGCUACAGCACUCUACAUGGUCUGCAUUUCUUGUUCGAUUCGCCAUGGACUAUUCGUCGAGCCAUCUGGUUCGUAUUGCUGUUGGCUGCGACAUGCAUGUUUUUCUACCAAGCACAUGAAGCAUACGUGAAGUGGAGGAAACAUGAAGUCUACAUCAUGACAAAGUUUGAAUUUCAAAAGGAACUGAAGUUCCCCUCUGUUACUAUUUGCAACAAGAAUAUGUUAAAAAAGAGCAAAAUACWAGGGAARGACGGACAGCUUUGGCUGGAUGGRCAAAACCAUCAGUUCAAGAACGACUGGCCAAAAAUCCACAGCAAAAUAAAACCUUCUUUCGACAUCGAGAAGGAAGUUCUUGAAAAUGGCCAUCGYRCGARCGAUAUCAUCAAGGAAAUGAGAUUUGCUGCUGUGUGUCAGAACUUAACCGUCAAGAGCUUUUUCGAUGUGACAUCAGGUUUGUGCCACACCAUUCACGUCAAGGGCAAGGUUCAAAAGCUUGGAGAGAGUUAUGGAUUGUCCCUUCUAUUAGACACUGAGCCMCACGAGUAUUAUGGACCAUACAGUUGGGAUGGCACUGGGUUCAUACUCAUGGUCCAUGACCCAGACAUUUAUCCAGUAAUGGACUACCACGCUAUUGAUAUUGCUACUGGAUUUAAAACUAAUCUCAGAAUUCGAAAAAAGAUGAAAAUCCAUUUGGAAGAUCCUUAUCCAGCCAAAUGCGGCACAAAAAAGCUUAAAAGUUCAAAUGUCUACUCUGAAASCAGAUGCWUGAUGGAACAAUAUGCCGAUGAAGCAGGAAAGAAAUGUGGWUGUCGUUUACUYGGAUCACCUGUCAUCAGUGAAAAGAACAAAAGAUAUUGUAAUGUCACCGAAAUUGUGAAUUGCACAUUUACCGCUUUAUACAACUACAAUUUCGAUGGCAGUGAAUGUCCAACAAACUGUACCAAUGUGUUUUACGAUGUGCAAAGCUCAUCGAUUGUCUAUCCURCAAAAUCAGCAUUAGACGACGACUUGUCUAAAAACGAAACAACUUUAUGUGGCUUAAAAUAUAACUUUAGGCAAGAGUUCAACGAGUCCAAAAUUGGGGAUGAAACAUUCUUGGAGUGGUUUAGAGGCAGAUAUGCCCGAGUGACAGUCUUUUUUUCGUCAAGAGAUUUGGAACUAAUACAAGAAAUGCCUGCYUUUGAUGACGUGGAUUUUGCUGGAAACCUUGGUGGUAACAUGGGGCUGUACUUAGGAUGUAGUAUCUUGACACUGGUAGAAUUCGCUGAUUUGCUUGCACUGGUCACCUUCCAAUGGUUCAAGAAAAAACACCAUAAGGUGUCCGAAGUGAACAAGCAACAAGCUUCAGACAAAACGGCCGAGACGACCUAGGAUCACUUUCAGCUCAUUCUACAUGAUAUGCUCCAUCAAUUAGGAUUUUAUUUAAUAUUUGCUAUUAAUAACCCCUUGAUUUGCUAAUGAAUGUGCUCAAUUAGCACAUGAUCUUACAACUGACAAUUAAGAAAAGUUUUUUUUUCACUCUGCACGCUAUUUUUGAUGAACCCUCAUUCUAAUUGAUCCAAAAARUCCUUUGGGAUUUGAUGCCAGAAAUCCCUAUUGGAUCCUUACUAAGUUUUGAGGCCAAUAAGUCCACUGAUAAGGCUGCAUACGUAUAUGGGGACAUGCUAUCUAUGCGGCUGUAACGCAUUUGAGGAUGUAGAGUGCUGCCAUAUAUAUUGAGUGCUCGACAAACUUAACUUUCUCCACGAGAUCUAAGACUCUCUAGCUCUCUAGAAAGUCGAUUACCUGGACAUGGCCGGAUCAUUAUCAGGAUCGAGAUAAAAAUUGAGAAUUAAAUUAUAUAUCUUUAUUUCACAGGAAUUUCUAUUAAUUCCAACAUUUAAUCUCUAUAACAUUUUUAAUUCUAUAUUUAAGUCUCCCUGUUUAGUUCAUAUCUUACAUAAUAACCUUAAAUUUGCAUAAGAUYUUCUGUAAAUAUUGUCGUUUUCGUUGUAAAAGUGAGUCACACUGAGGAUGAGGUCUUGUAUGUCUGCAUAUAACAUUAAAACUGAAUAUUAUAAAGUACAUCCAAAUUGUUACUCAUUGUAAUAAUACACAGACCAUUUGGAUCUAUACUCCACAACAUUUAAUCCUGGCACGCAAAUUAUAUAAUUAUUGAUAUAAAAUAUAUACCUUUUAGCAUUAGUGAGGCUAGCACCUUACCGUGUUAGGUAAUGAAGAUACUAAAAGACUAAAAUCUUAUAAGAUUAUUGAUAUGUUAUCCUCUAUUUGAUGAACACAUGAAAUACGUGUAUAGAUUUUACUUUGUGCCCCAAGUUGGCACAGGCGAACUGUCAAUCACAUUACAUCAUUAUCAGGUGCAAUGAAUGACAGGAACUUAAAAUAACGGGGCAUUUUCGUUUAUGUGUGAAUUGGUGAACCUACAAUCAGUGCAGCUGGUGCGUUCUCAUCCGAGUAUUCUAGAGGGUCCUUGAAACUCCUUGCAUGCAGAGAUCCAAAAGUCAUUUCAAGGACCGUUACUAAAAACCCUUGAAAACAGCUAGAAAGACUUGUAAAUACUGAUAAAAACAGCAAGUAAAUAAUAAAAACCUAAAGGUGA
This is a messenger RNA of Exaiptasia diaphana, 2651 nucleotides long. Its product is annotated as degenerin deg-1. Bases 14 to 1423 code for a protein of 469 amino acids. Gene Ontology annotation, cellular component: membrane. The transcript has 8 exons. Lineage: Eukaryota; Metazoa; Cnidaria; Anthozoa; Actiniaria; Aiptasiidae. Gene Ontology annotation, molecular function: ligand-gated sodium channel activity. The record is from RefSeq and is a predicted model, not a curated record. Gene Ontology annotation, biological process: sodium ion transmembrane transport.